GACUGCCCCAGGAGGAGGUUGGUGGUGCUGAGGUUCAGCUUGCAGGGGGUGAAAGUCUACAGUGCUGAUGGAGAGACGCUGCUGAUGGCACAUGCCCUGCGCCGGAUCCUGUACAGCACAUGGCGACGUGCCGACCGCCAGUUCGCCUUUGUGGCCCGCAACCCCCAUAGCCCCCGCAGCCCCCUCUUCUGCCACCUCUUCGUGGGGCUCCCCGGCGAGGUCCAGACCCUGCAUCUCCUGCUCAGCCGCUGCUUCCAGCUCUGUUACCUCCUGGCUCACCCCGAGGAGCAGGCACCCGACGGGGACCCCGCAGGGCCGGGGGUGCUGCGGGAGCCGCUCAACCCCGAGGAGGUGUCGCGCAACGUCAAUGCUCUGGUGUCCUUCCGACGCCUGCCCGCGCUCGGCUCCAUGGGCGCAGGGGACCGGCAGGCGGAGGGCAGAGCCUGGCGCCCGGGGAACCCCUACUGCUCCCCAGUGCUGGUGCGCAAGAAAGCCAUCCGCAGCAAGGUGCUGCGCUCGGGGGCUUACCGGGACUGUGGGGCUGAGAGCCAGCUCCAUCAGCCGCCCCGUGACACUGCACCAGCGGGAUGGGAGAGCAAAGGGGCGAGGAGCUUCACCUUCCUCCCUGAGAACGAGAGCAUCCUUGCUGAGAGUGUGUGGGGCUUCACCGGCAUCUCCAGGGAUAGUGGGAUCGCGCUGCUGCGGCGCGAUGUGCCCGGCGCCUUCCUGCUGCGCCCCGAGCCCGGGCUGGCCAAGCGCUGGUGCCUGUGGGUGCGGGCGCCUUGUGGCAUCGUCACCUACAGCCUUGUCAGGACGCACCAGGGCAGGUUCUGCGUGGAGCAUUCCAACACCGAGUUCCCCAGCGUGGCCGCACUCCUGGCUCACUACUCCGCCGCACCGGGCGGCUGCUUCUGUCGCCUGGCCCCCGGCCGCCGUAACCCCGGCUACGAGGAGCAGGACCCCGGUGGCGGGGCCAGCGCAUGGGGGGACACUGCCUGGGCCCCCACCGGCCCCAUCGGGGAGCAGCAUGAGCGGGAAAUGGCCUCAGAGGCAGUGAAGGUGAUCGUGCGCUGCCGGCCCAUGAACGGGCGUGAGAGAGCUCUUCACUGCAAGGAGGUUGUGAGCAUGGAGAGCACCCGGGGCCAGUGCUUCCUCCAGAACCCUGCUGCUGCCAGUGAGCCCCCGAAGCAGUUCACCUUCGAUGGGGCGUACUGCCAGGAACACAGCACGGAGCAGAUCUACAAUGAGAUUGCCUACCCACUCGUGGAGGGUGUCACCGAAGGCUACAAUGGCACCAUAUUUGCCUAUGGUCAGACUGGCAGUGGAAAGUCAUUCACCAUGCAGGGAGUUUUGGAGCCUUCUGCACAGAAAGGCAUAAUUCCCAGGGCAUUUGAACACAUUUUUGAGAGUGUGCAGUGUGCUGAAAAUGCCAAGUUCUUAGUGAGAGCUUCCUACCUGGAGAUUUACAACGAAGACAUACACGACCUUCUAGGAGCUGAUACCAAGCAUAAGCUGGAGCUGAAGGAGCACCCAGAGAAGGGGGUGUAUGUGAAGGGGCUCUCUCUGCACACUGUGCACAGUGUGGUACAGUGUGAGCAGCUCAUGGAGACAGGCUGCAGCAACCGUGCAGUGGGUUACACCCUCAUGAAUAAGGACUCAUCCCGGUCCCAUGCCGUCUUCACUGUCAAUAUGGAGAUCUGCACCGUAGAUGAGCGAGGGCUGGAGCACCUCAGGGCUGCAAAACUCAAUUUAGUGGAUCUGGCAGGAAGUGAGAGACAGUCAAAAACUGGAGCCAUGGGGGAGCGGCUCAAAGAGGCCAUCAAAAUCAACCUCUCCCUCUCAGCUCUGGGCAAUGUCAUCUCGGCCCUGGUUGAUGGCAAGUGUAAGCACGUCCCCUACAGAGACUCCAAGCUGACCAGGCUGCUGCAGGACUCCCUUGGGGGGAACACCAAGACUCUGAUGGUUGCGUGCUUAUCUCCAGCUGAUAACAACUAUGAUGAGAGCCUCAGUACAUUGCGCUACGCUAAUCGAGCCAAAAACAUCAAGAACAAGCCCUGUAUCAAUGAGGACCCCAAGGAUACUCUGCUGAGGGAGUAUCAGGAGGAGAUUAAGAAGCUGAAGGCCAUUCUAGCUGAACAGAUGGGCAUGGAUAACUUGGCAGGGCUUCUGCAUGCUGAGACUGCUCACCUGGCAGUGAAGUCACCUCCCCUCUUCAAAACCCAAGUAGAACUUGAAGCAGAGAAGCAACUGAUCAGAGAAGAGUACAACGGGAGACUGGCCCAGCUAAAGGCCAGCUAUGAAGCAGAGCAGGCAUCCCGUGCCCGCCUGGAGGAGGACAUCAGUCGCCUGAAGACUCACUAUGAUCUCAAGCUGUCUGCUCUGGAGGAGAACUUCAGGAAGGAAGCAGCUGCCGCAAGGACUGAAACUGCUUCUGGUGAGCCACCUUUGCCCAAAGACACUGUUGCUGCAGUAGAUGAAGAACCAGCACCCGUCCAGGACCCAGCAGCACCUCAGACUGUCCAAGACACUGGUGGUGUGAGCAGGAGGAGUGCUGCCACAGGGAUGGCUGUCACUGCUGAGGGGAUGGCCCUGUCUGUGGACCAACAGCAGGUUCUUGCCAGGCUGCAGGUGCUAGAGCGACAGGUAGUAGGGGGGGAGCAGGCGAAAAACAAGGACCUCAAGGAGAAGCACAGGCGUCGGAAGAGAUACGCGGAUGAGCGGCGCAUGCAGCUGGUGGCAGCGUUGCAGCAAGCAAGCGAGGACAGCAGUGACUGGGUGCUGCUCACUGUCUAUGACUCCAUCCACGAGGAGGUUCGAGCCAAGAGCAGGCUUCUGGAGAAGAUGCAGAGAAGGCUACAAGCUGCCGAGACCGAGAUCAAAGACCUGCAGUUGGAGUUUGAGCUGGAGAAGAUCGAUUACCUGAGCACCAUCCGCCGCCUGGAGAGAGACCUGAUGCUCAACCAACAGCUGCUGGAUCAGGUGCAGUUGCUUGUCCGCCGUGACUGCAACUACAGCAACUUGGAGAGGAUGAAGCGCGAAUCCAUCUGGGAUGAGGAAACCGGCUGCUGGAAAAUUCCAGAGCCCGUCAUCCACAAAAUCCACUUGCCUGCAGUUCCAGCCCUGCCAUCAUCCAGACUUCCCCAUGACAGCCCGUUGCCUGAGAGCAUACAGCCAGCGCCUGAGGAACACUGCUACAAGCUGGUGCUCAACAGGAGUGACAGUGAGACCAUUGCCUCCAACUACUUCCGAUCGCGGCGCACCAGCGAGAUCCUGCACCCUGACCCAACCCCAACCCGAGCAGCACCGGGGCCCCAAGGGGCUCUGCGUGCCCGGCCCCGACCCUUUCGCCUCCAGGCCCUGGUCUUUGCUCCCACCACCGCCAGCACCAAGAGCAAGAAGGCUUCCGGCGGCCACCGCCACUGCUGACACGGAAGACGCCAAAUCUCUGCGGUUUUGCCCCAGAACGCUCCUGCUGUACCGCAGGGUGCGGGGCACAGGUGAGCUCGCUGUCGCCAUGGACCCUCCCCGCUGCAAUAAACCAGUCUGACACCGCCAUCCGAGCUCGGUCUUUCACUGCGCUCCUGCCUCCUGCCAUGCGGCUCACCGCCGCCGCCGGGCUGUACGGUGGCCGCGCAGGGCUCCCGACGGCGCUCCGCUGAUUGGCCUGCGCCGAGGAGCUGUCUGUCGCUGAUUGGCCUUCGCCAGCGCCGCACCCCGU
This is a messenger RNA of Melopsittacus undulatus (budgerigar), 3718 nucleotides long. Its product is annotated as kinesin-like protein KIF17. NCBI's taxonomy places the organism in Eukaryota, Metazoa, Chordata, Aves, Psittaciformes, Psittaculidae. Gene Ontology annotation, biological process: mitotic spindle organization; spindle elongation; microtubule-based movement. Gene Ontology annotation, cellular component: microtubule associated complex. The transcript has 21 exons. Bases 85 to 3426 code for a protein of 1113 amino acids. The record is from RefSeq and is a predicted model, not a curated record. Gene Ontology annotation, molecular function: ATP binding; microtubule motor activity; microtubule binding.